CUUCUGUUCAGCGCACGACCUGCUGCUGCUCCGUCAAUGAGGUUUUAAACAGGACUGCGGUGUCACUAAGGGCACAAAAAUGUCUUCAAGCAGCCGGCAAAAUCUAUUUUUCAUGCUUCUGUUUGGACAGGUUUGGUCCAUUUUCUCUGUGCAAGAAAUACAAACGGAUCUUGACACCAUUAUGAAGAUCAACGCUGCUGGAGAAAUGAUGCAGUGCUCUGCAGCCAUGGAUAUCCUCUUUGUGAUGGAUAGUUCAUACAGUGUUGGAAAAGGAGGGUUUGAGAGAUCCCGACACUACAUGUUGAAGCUUUGUGAGGCUCUUGAUGUCCGCCAAGACAAGGUAAGAGUUGGCGUGGUUCAGUUUGGUUCCACACCCAAACUGGAAGUCAGUCUAGACUCCUACAAAACCAAGGAAGAGCUGAAGAAAAAGCUGAAGAAAAUCCACUAUAGAGGUGGAAGCACACAGACAGGUCUGGCUCUGAAGUUUGUUUUGAGGAAGGGGUUUUCCGGUGGACGUAAUUCCUCUGUGCCGCGAGUCGUCGUCCUGUUAUCUGACGGAAAGUCCCAGGGGGCCGUGCAGCUGCCUGCCUCUGAGCUCAAGCUGUCUGGAGUGCUUCUGUUUGCUGUGGGGAUUCGCUACCCCAGAUGGGAUGAGCUCCGUGAAUUGGCGAGCGGUCCAUCGGACUCUCACGUGUUUUUCGCAGAGCACUUCAGUGAUGCUGUGAAUGGAUUAUUCACCAGCCUUACUACCUCCUCUGUCUGCAUGUCCAUUCCUUCAGGCUGUAAGGUGGAGUCAUACCCAUGUGUGCAGAAAACCCUGGAGACGGUCAAACAGCUUCAGGGAAACUUUGUCUGCUGGAAAGGGUCCAAGGGAUACUCUGCAUACACGUCCCUGUGCCCUCAUUACAGAUAUAACAAAGUUUACAGGCAACACCCUGCUGUCUGUCACAGAACUAUUUGUCCAGACCCCUGUGACUCUCAGCCCUGUCAGAACGGGGGGACUUGUGUUUCUGAAGGACUGGAUAAAUACCGGUGCGAGUGUCCUGCUGGUUACGCCAAUGACCCCAAUUGUGCUCCCAUUCUGAGUUUUGACUGCUCUGUGGAUGUGCUCUUCCUGCUGGAGGGCUCCUCUGCUCUUACUCUGGAGGGUUUCUUGCGAUUCAAGUCCUUCCUGAAGCGUUUCAUGCAGGCCGUAUUGAGCUCUGACACUCCUGUAAAAAUGGGGUUGGCCCAGUAUGGCAGCGACGUGAAGAUCGAGGCCAGAAUUGGGGAGCACAGAGACCCGGUGAAGCUGAUCCAGGCUGUUGAGGGACUUCAGUAUCGUGGUGGGCAGACGAAAACCGGAAAUGCCCUUCGCUACAUCACACGCCACGGCUUCCAGAGCACGCCUGUGUUCGCUGACGUUCAGGACGACCUGCCGCGGGUGGUAGUUCUGCUCACCGGGACGCCCUCAGCAGAUCAUGUGGUGGAGCCAGCGAAGUACGCACGGGACAGGGAGAUCUUCAUCAUCGGUGUAGCGCCAGAAGGCAUGAGGGCUGAGAUAAACAACAUCACAGGGAACCCUCAGCGCACCAUCAUGUACCAGUCACCGGAUAGAUUGAGCAGCAAGAUCCCAGAACUAAGAGCCAAAAUUUGCAGCGUCGACAACCAGGGUUGUCUGGGUCAGGCUCUGGACCUUGUGUUUGUUCUGGAUGCCUCCAGUGGUGUCGGCAAGGAGAAUUUCAUUCACUUUCAGGAUUUUGUUCGGAGCACUUCAGUGCAGUUUGACAUUAAUCGAGAUGUGGCUCAGGUGGGAUUGGUGGUUUAUGGGAGGCGUCCUGUCACGGUCUUUGACUUGGACAAGUACAACUCGGGCUCCGCUGUGCUGAGGGCUGUGGGGGACGCCGCUUUUCUGGGUGGGAAGGCUUCUGUAGGUUCAGCCCUGCUCCAUGUGCUCUCCCAAAGCCUGACGGUGGGGAAGGGAGCACGUCCUGGAGUCAACAAGGCUGUGGUGGUGCUGACUGAUGGGACGGGUGUGGAGGACGCUGCGGUGCCUGCACAGAAGAUCCGUGAUAGCGGAGUGUCCAUAUUCUUGAUUGGCGUUGGAGACAUCCAGCAGGAGCUUCUUCUCCGCAUCUCUGGCUCUGAGGAUCACAUGAUCACCGUGCCUUCAUACGAUGACCUAAAAUACUCAGAGGAUGUGCUGGUACAGAUGGUGUGUUCAGAUGUGAAGAAGCCUGUAAACCUUUGCAGUCCAAACCCCUGUAUGAAUGAUGGCAUCUGUGUGAUGCUGAAUGGGAGUUACCGCUGCGAAUGCCGUGGCUGGAAGGGUCCACACUGCGAAACACGGAGCAGAGAGCAGCCAUCCAGAGGAGAUCUUCCUAAACCUGCAGGCCUGAGGCGACGGCAACCCAAGACUGAGAAAGAGCUGCUGCAGCGCUAUAAAGAGCAGCGCAGGAGACACACGUCCAAAACACAGAUCAGAUAACGGCACACACAUGUACACUUUAACAUGCAGACAGUUACUUAGCAAUGAGUCAGAAAUCAGCUUGCAAUUCGCAUUGACUUCAAGGGUGUGUUCACACUUGUAGUGCAGUUCUUUUGGUCAAAAAAAUAAAAGUGACAUUUAGUCCUGGUUCAGUUAACUUUGAAUUGAGCUAGAUUCACUUUUUUAGUAGUAUAUAUAUCCAUUCAGUUUGUAUCAGUAACAGCAUUUACAGUAGGGAUUCUAUAAAUUCCCCUAAUCAAUCAUUGUUUUUAUUACAUUGUUUAUGUUUUUUAUUCAAUUAAUCAUUAGUCUUAAUAAUGCAAGAUUUGUCUACUUCAGUGGCGUCCACAUGAUAGGAUGUACAAAUGAUGCUCAACACAUAAGCAUUUCUUAGUUAAUGUUAAUAAUUACAUUCACUCUGAAGUGUUACUGUAAAAUCAUUUAACUUAGUACAGAUGUCGCCACUGAGAUGAUUCGCUGUGCGAGUGAAUGAACGUGACAUCACGCAAUUCUGCAGUGCAAUGUGGUACAGCACAAAAUGGUCUAACAGAAGAAAGACAUGGCCAGCAGGGGGCAGUUAUGAAACAUAGUGAACAUACUUAAAGGUGCAGUAGGUGAUUGUCUUCAGAAGCACUUUUUGUUGUGCUGGUUGAAAGUCUCUUCACAUUCCAAUAGUAUUGGCUAAAGUAAGUGAUCUAAACGUAUUUAUAUGUAUUUUUAUAUUCUGGGUAAGGUAUAAAACUAAAAAAAUGUUAAUCCAAUUCGGGCCGACAUCUCUCAUAAUUCCGUUAAGUAGCCAAAACUGUCUGUCAGCAAAUGCAGAUGUGAACUUCUGAGCAGCCGUUUGUAUGCAGCUUCGCCAUUUGUGCAUUGCACGUUCAUGAGAGAGAGAGUGGGAGCGCACGCGAUCGGUAAAAACAUGCUGAAUCAAAACUUUUUAAAAACCUGAAUCAUGAAGUUACUUUUGUACGCUGGAGGAAGGAUGACACCAUGGCUGAAGGAUUUCUCUUAGACGGGUAAUAUUAUGUUUUUAAAACUGUUUUAGCUUCACGCAAAUCUGAUGUACCGUUAGAUGUUGUUGUUACAAAUGGGUUAUUUCUGCACAGAAGUGUUGGUCAGCCACUAAAAUCCUCCGAUAAAAGACUGAUGUGACUAUAUACAGUUUCAAAUGGUGCUUUUACAGCAUGGAUAAUGUAGAUUUUAUUUAGUUUACCAAUAAAACAUCAGUAAACAGCGCUAUUCCGCCUAGCUAGCUUUACUGAGGUGAAGGUGGUUUUAUAUUCACAUCACACUGGUUCAUUUUUAAACAAUGAUGACCUGUGACGCUUUCCUUAUAUUGUUUACCAUUCUACUCUGGAUAUCCACUCUGAAAUAGCCCUUCCAGUUGCAACCCAUCUCUGGGAAACAUCCAUACACACUCAUACACUACGGACAAUUAAGCCUACCCAAUGCACCAGUACCGCAUGUCCUUGGACUGUGGAGGAAACUGGAGCACCCCAAUGAAUUCCAUGCGGAUGCGGGGAGAACAUGCAAACUCCACACAGAAACGCCAACUGCCUGAGGGUUAAACCAGCGAACUUCUUGCUGUGAGGCGACAGCACUACCUACUGCGCCACCACGUCGCCCACAAAAUAACUCCUGCAGCUUAUUUUUUCAUAACUUAAUUUUAGUUACUUUUUUUGCUUUUUCAAAAUGUCAGUGUUCUCCUUCAAAUUACUGUUAUGCUUUAAAAAAAAACAGUUUAAAAUAUUAACUGCUCAGUUUCAGUGUAUUUCAUGUGUUCGUUUCAGUUUUGCUUAAUUUUUUUUUUUUGCAUGCGCAUGUGAAAUGCUAUGCUCCGGUUGUUUGAUUUGGGGGGGAAUUCGCUCGCUCUGGCCUGAAAAGCGGUUGUUCCUUGUGCCACCUGGUGGAUAUUGCAUAAAGCACAAAAAUGUUUUUUUUUUUUUACAUGAAAAGGCAGCCUUUGCAGGUGCAGCACAUCAUGUGACUGCGCUUGUCAAAUUGCAGCAUUACACAUGAAGAAAUGCGCAUUCUCAGUGGCCACAUCUGUAUGAAUAAUCUUGUAAAUGAUUUAUUAAUCAUAGUUCAACAUUAACAAAGCCAUUAUUAAAAUCCAAAGUUGUGCUUGUUAUCAUUAAUUAAUGCUUAGUAAGUUGAACUGACAUGAACUAACUUUAUUUAACUUAAAUAACAUUAAUUAACUUUAACAAAGAUGAAUAAAUACUAUAAUAAAUUUGUUACUAAUCGUUUGUUCAUCUUAGUAAAUACAUGAACUGACAUUAACUAAUAGAGUAUUAGUUUUAAAGUGUUUCCAAUUUUACUGUAAAUAAAAGGCUAGUAGUUUUUGUAAAAGGAAAAAAAUGUAACAGAAACAUUUUACGAUUAUGUAUGACGUGUCAAUAGCACCUUCUUAGAUGUACACAUUGUUAGCUGGUGCAUUUGUGCUUCCGUGUGAGCAAAUAGUUUUUGUUACUACAGUAAGUGUGUUCAUUUCUUCACAAAUGUGCAUAAGAUAUUGUGCAGUACAAGACAAAUCUAAGAUUACCAAUGAAUGUCCAUGAUGUGUUCCAUAUCGUUAUUAGCCCAAUUAAUCAGUCUUUAUGGAUGUCACAUGAAUAACAUUUCAAUGUUUACUGUAUAUACUAUGUUUAUGAAAUGUACCAUUUAAAGAGAUAGUUUACCUCAAAAAUUAAAUUGUCAGUAAUUACUAGCCCACAAGUCAUUUCAAACCCCUUAGACCUUUGAUCUUUGGAACACAAAUUAAGAUAUUUUGGAUGAAAUUCAUCAGCUCUCUUGAUUCUCUAUAUAUUUUAAUGCUUUCUACUCAUUGAUUGGUGUCCAGAAAGGUACAAAAAAAACUGUCCAUGUGCUUUCCUGAAUGGGUACCCUAUACUGACACAGAGGAAGGAAACUGUUGAAUAGUCUUUUUUAAAAAAAUGUUGUGCACACAAGUUUUCUCAAGCUUUUAUAUAUAUAUAUAUAUAUAUAUAUAUAUAUAUAUAUAUAUAUAUAUAUAUAUAUAUAUAUAUAAAUAAUUAGUUGAACUACUGAAGGAAUGUAGUCUGUUUUGAGGAUAUAUUUUUUGUAUUUUUCUGGUUUAAGUCGGAACCAUUGCUGUAUUUGCAGGACGAGAGAGCUCUCAGAUUUCAUUUAAAAUAUCUUAAUUUGCAUUCCAAAGGUGAAUGAAGGUCUCAGGGGUUUGAAACAACAUGAGCGUGAGUAUAAUUACAUUAUUGUAAUUUUUGGCUGAACUAACUAAAUAUGUAGAUUAUAUGCUAAUCCAUUCUUGAUAAUGAACAAUCUGAUAAUGCUGAUCAUGGUAAACUGAUAAUUGUUCAUUUUUGGAAGCAAAGUAGCUGAGAGUUUUUAUAAAACUCGAUUCUGCUGGAUGUCUUGUGGGUAAGCUGUAUGCGCCCCUUAGCAUGGACAUAAUUAACAUACAUGGUUUGUAUGAACAUCCUGAAUCACUCUAUGGAUUUUAAAAGAUUAUCAACAAUUAUUUUAUUGUGGAUUAAUCAUUGGCAGCCCUGGUUUACACUUAAUAAAAACAACAACACUAACAGUUCGAUUCAAUUGCACCAUAUUUCAUUUUAAUAAAACCCAGCCUGCUACGUGUGAACACAACCCAGAAUGCAGACUGCAAGUUUUGUAAUUGCAUUUACUGCCUUAAAUGUGACUUUUGCUAUUCACAGUCAGCCUUUAAGGGUAUUUUGACCCUGUUUGCAUUGUGUAUUCAGCACUGAAGGCCUUUAUGAAUAUUUUUUCUGUCUGAGAUUUGGACCUGCUUGUGAUCUGCCAUUUGCAAAUAUCCUCCCUGUUACAGAAAGCCUAACAUUAGAGAUAUUUAUUUUGUAAUACCUGUCCAUUUGUCUGUUGUAAAGCUAAUAAAUUCUCAACUGAAAUA
Messenger RNA from Danio rerio (zebrafish), 6371 nucleotides. The record is from RefSeq and is a predicted model, not a curated record. Lineage: Eukaryota; Metazoa; Chordata; Actinopteri; Cypriniformes; Danionidae.